Symbiodinium natans is the source of this 417-nucleotide messenger RNA. NCBI's taxonomy places the organism in Eukaryota, Dinophyceae, Suessiales, Symbiodiniaceae. The record is from the annotation of a GenBank genome assembly.
AUGGUGCCUCCAGGCCCUUGUGUCGGGCAAGCUGCACAGGCCCAUGCACGGAAAGAUCGCAGAGGCAGAGCAACCUGCAAGUUCGUCUUCGAGGGUUACCGGGACGAGCACAAGAACUUUGACCUGGUCCCCCGCGUCAUCGGCCGCGGCGGCUGCAACAUGCGCGCCAUCGCCACCGAGAACUGCAAGCUCCGCAUCCGUGGAAGGGCCAGCGCCCACCUUGAAAAGACUCGGAAUGGCGCGGCCCGGGAGGCAGAUCUUCCCCUGCACAUUGCCCUCAGCUGCAGCGAUGAGGCCGAGCUGGAGGUUGCCAAGGAGAAGCUUGACACCCUCUUGCAAGGCAUCUCCGUGCAUUUCUACAGGUUCUGCCGCAAGAUGGGCCAUGCUGAGCCGGCACAGCUGUAUAGAUUGGUUUAG